UAAGAAAAAACUUACUUCUCUCUCUCUCUCUCUCUCUCUCUCUCGCUUCUCUCUCCCUUUCCACAUUCAGACACCAACAAAUUCUCUUCUCAAUCCUAUUUCCCCAACGAUAAAAUAGAGUUGGAAAGCUGAUAAAUUUCUUCUGGGGGUUUUAGUGCUCUGCCUCUUCAUUUGGGUUGAUCUUGGUAUUUUUCUCUUGUGCUUGAGAGCUGGUCGAGAUGGCAAAUAGUAAAUAUGAGUAUGUCAAGUCGUAUGAAGUCGACGAUGAGGUUUUUCUGCCCAAUUUCAUUGUUGUUCAAAUCAACGGCCGUGGUUUUAAGAGGUUUUCUCAAGUUCAUGAGUUUGAGAAGCCAAAUGACGAGGUAGCUUUGAAUUUGAUGAACUCAUGCGCUAUUUGUGUGUCAGAGGAGUUUCCUGAUGUUGUGUUUUUGUACGGAUUCAGUGACGAGUACAGCUUUGUUUUCAAGAAGACAUCCAAGUUCUACCAGAGACGUGCCAGCAAAGUAGAGUCCAUUAUUGUAUCUUUCUUCACUUCGGUAUAUGUGAUGAAAUGGAGAGAAUUCUUUCCUCAUAAAGAGUUAAGAUACUCCCCAUCAUUUCAUGCACGGGUUAUAAGCUGUGCUUCAAUAGAAGUCCUUCAAUCAUAUCUUCUAUGGAGACAAACUAAUUGUCAUACACAUAACCUACAUAAGACUUGCCUUUGGGAGCUAAUUAAAUGCGGAAAGACCGAAAGUGAAGCAUUGGAGUUACUAAGGGGCACUACUAAGGAAGAAAAAAAUGAUCUUCUUUUCGGAAAUUUUGAGAUUAACUACCAGAAAUUGAAUCCGAUGUUCCGACAAGGAUCCUGCAUUUUAAAAACUGAGGUGAUUGACAUUGUAAAGCACAGAGAAAAUGGCUCUCCUGUCAGGAGACUUAGAAAAAAGUCUAGCAUAGUCCAUUCAAAGAAUAUAGCUGGAAAAUGUUUUUGGAACAAUCACACUGGUCUUCUGAAGGAGCUCGGUAGCUUUACAAAUGACAUUGGAAAAGUUGAACCGGAUUAUGUUAGGUCCUUCCAGUUUAAAAAAAUACUGAUGCCCUCAACUUGGAUUGUUAUUAGAAUUGAUGGUUGCCAUUUUCACAGGUUUUCAGAUGUUCAUGAAUUUGUGAAGCCGAAUGAUAAGCAAGCCCUCAACCUUAUGAAUGCAUGUGCAGUGGCUGUUGUAAAAGAGUUUCCAGACAUAGUUUUCUCCUAUGGAGUCAGUGAUGAAUACAGCUUUGUUCUGAAGAAGGAUUCUCAUUUCUAUCAAAGGCAAGCAAGUGAGAUAGUAUCCGCCAUUGUGUCAUUAUUCACUUCCAUAUACAUAACGAAAUGGAAAGAUUUCUUCCAUAAAAAAGAGUUAAAGUACCCUCCUUAUUUUGAUGGACGUGCUGUGUGCUAUCCGUCAGUUGAAAUUCUUCGAGACUAUCUAGCCUGGAGACAAGUUGAUUGCCAUAUCAACAAUCAAUACAAUACUUGUUUCUGGGAGCUUGUUAAGUCUGGAAAAAGCAAAAGUGAAGCUCAGAAUUUUCUAAAGGGUACUCAGACUGGAGACAAAGAGAAAUUGCUGAAGCAAUUUGGUAUUGACUACCACAAAUUACCAGCCAUGUUUCGCCAAGGUUCCUCCAUUUUCUGGGACAAGGAAGACAUCACAAUGAUGCAGGAGAAAGAAAAACCUGGUGGAAAUUCUUUGAAAAGAGUUAUUGUAGAACAUUGUAAUAUAAUUGAGCCAAGCUUUUGGGCUGCGCAUCCAACAAUUCUUUAUUGGUAACUCCAUAGAUGCUGUGAAGCACCGAGUUCUUUGUUAUGGAGAAAUUGAAGACCUUGGCAAUACCAAAUUGAAGACCAGUUUUCCAAACCAAAACAAAUCAUCAUGUGGCUUUACUUGAGUCCCGGUAGCUGGCCCUGUUUGUUCCACAAUUUCAAGUGCUAAGGUAGAGACAACAUGCUGGAGCUUUGUUCCAACCAGCAUGACAAGCUUUGUCUCUGUGGAGCCCAGUCUUGACUUACCCUACUCUUGCAGGGCUGGUUCUUGCUCUUCACGUGCUUGCAAAGUUGUGGAAGGGAGUGUGUACCAGUAAGAUUAGAGCUUCCUUGAUGAUGACCAGAUUGAAGUGUGGAUUUGUCUUUGGUUGUGCGGCUUAUCCCUCAUCUGAUGUUGUACUUGAAACCCACAGGGAAGAGGAGCUCACUGGUUAAGUGUGAUCUCUAUAUUUGACCGUGGUUGCUUGUAUUGGCUUAGUUUAUUUCAGGA
Prunus dulcis (almond) is the source of this 2270-nucleotide messenger RNA. Its product is annotated as tRNA(His) guanylyltransferase 1-like. The coding region runs from base 219 to 1787 and encodes 522 amino acids. Gene Ontology annotation, biological process: tRNA modification. NCBI's taxonomy places the organism in Eukaryota, Viridiplantae, Streptophyta, Magnoliopsida, Rosales, Rosaceae. The transcript is spliced from 14 exons. The record is from RefSeq and is a predicted model, not a curated record. Gene Ontology annotation, molecular function: magnesium ion binding; tRNA guanylyltransferase activity.